AAAAUAUACUCUCGAUCAAAGGAAGUCCUGGGGCCGGGAAAUCAGCGAUCGCUUCUAGUUUAAUCUCGCAGCUAGGAAACGCAGGUCGUCUUGGGGGUAGUUUUGUAUUUCGUAGAGGCGACGCGACUUUGAUUGAUCCAGCUGCUAUGUGGCGGACCGUCGCGCAUGACCUCUCACGCUUUGAUGAUAAAAUCGCGUCUACAAUCGUACAAGCGCUAAAGGGCGGGAAGAUCAUUUCCGAAAGGCCUAACAUACAAGAUCAUUUUAAUCGACUGAUUAAAGAUCCUUUGAAGACCGCGGAACCCAUGUUCGCGUCAAAACAGAGAUACCCAGCCAUUGUCAUAGAUGCGCUGGAUGAGUGUGGCGACUCGUCUCAAAUAGCGCAAUGCCGGGUACUCAUUGAUACCAUCACGCAAUGGUCUACGCUUCAUAAGGGACUGAAAUUAAUCGUUACAAGCCGAGAUGAUGGAGUGCCAGAUAUCUUACGCCAGGCUUGUCAGCAGAUUGUCCUCCAGACAGGAGAGCAAGCCGAUUUGGAUUCGGCAGUUUCACGGGAUAUCUAUACGUUCUUUGAGAAACGUCUUCGUGCUUUGCGAGGAGACUAUCCUUCGCUAGAUAGUACUAAUUGGCCAGGACAGAGUAAAAUACAGGAGCUGACAGAUCGUGCAGCUGGCCUCUUCAUAUGGGCAGAGACUGCUAUAGGAUUCAUGGAACAAGGACUGGCAACGGAGUGCUUAGACCUGAUACUCUCCGGAGAAUCCGCCUUGGUGCGGGAUAAUAUUAACAGGCUUUAUAGCCAAGUUGCUACACAAGCAGUACAAAGCAUCCAGAGUAGCAAGGCCGCUCGCACUGCGUGCCAGUCUUUUUUCGGCGCACUGGUAUUUUCGAGAGCUCCAUUGCAGCGCAAGGACCUUGCACAAUUCAUGCUGGAGCCAGUCGACGAAGUAGCGAUUGAUCUGAUUCUAGGGAAAUGGAAAUGCGUCAUCGAUGUAGAUGCAGAUGACUAUGUUCGCAUUAGCCAUCUAUCAUUCGUGGAAUUUCUCCUCGACUCGGACCUUUGUCACGAGUUGCUCCGUAUUCGCCCCGAAACAAAGAGCAGUAAAAGCUUUGACUUAUUGCUUGCAUGUUUACAUGUCAUGCAUGAUCCACACAUUGGCUUGACAUUCAAUAUCUGCAAGUUAGAGACUUCGUAUAUUCGCAAUUGCGAUGUGGCUGACAUGGAUGAGCGCAUCGCAAAGCAUAUAAAACCACCUCUGCAGUAUGCAAGUCGGGUAUUGGGGAGGCCACCUAAUAGAUGCAAUGGAACAAGUUGUCGACAACAAUGAAAUUCUGAGGGUGCUUGUAGUCCUUUUUAAAACUCACUUGCUACAUUGGCUGGAAGUGAUGACUUUGGUGCAUGAUUUGUCUACUGCAUUUGUAGUCAUGGUGGAGGCAGGUCCUCAACUAAAUAUUAUUUCUAAAGAGUUAGGAGACUUUGCACUAGAUGCACAAAGAUUCAUGGCAAAUUUCAAUACUCCCCUCUCAGAGAGCUUGCCACAUAUAUAUUUGUCUGCAUUGCCAUUUG
Serpula lacrymans var. lacrymans S7.9 is the source of this 1564-nucleotide messenger RNA. RefSeq lists its product as uncharacterized. Lineage: Eukaryota; Fungi; Basidiomycota; Agaricomycetes; Boletales; Serpulaceae. The coding region runs from base 147 to 1325 and encodes 392 amino acids. The record is from RefSeq and is a predicted model, not a curated record. The transcript is spliced from 3 exons.